Messenger RNA from Lycium barbarum (goji berry), 2008 nucleotides. Its product is annotated as MDIS1-interacting receptor like kinase 2-like. The transcript has a single exon. Bases 644 to 1330 code for a protein of 228 amino acids. Lineage: Eukaryota; Viridiplantae; Streptophyta; Magnoliopsida; Solanales; Solanaceae. Gene Ontology annotation, biological process: protein phosphorylation. Gene Ontology annotation, molecular function: ATP binding; protein kinase activity. The record is from RefSeq and is a predicted model, not a curated record.
UCAAAGGGCUUCUUGGACUUGAUCUUUCAUCGAACAUUUGAUUGGGCAGAUUCCUAAGGAAAUUGGAGAUUUAACCUCUUUGGUUAAGUUUUUUGUGCAAAACAACAACAUUUCUGGCAAUAUACCCGGGGAACUUGGGUCACUGACAAAAUUAGAGUCCCUUGAUCUAUCAGGUAAUAGAUUGAAUGGGUCAAUCCCAAUUUUUUUAGGAGAUUACGUGCACUUGAUUCUGUUGAACCUGAGCAACAACAAAUUUGGGGAAAGAAUUCCAAUGGAGAUAGGGAGGCUAACUCAGCUUAAUGCACUUGAUUUGAGCCAUAAUCAUCUUGUUGGAGAAAUAACCCCUUAUCUUGCCAAUUUGAAGAGCUUGGUAAGCUUAAAUCUUUCCCACAAUGGCCUCUCUGGCCAUAUUCCUGAAGAACUUGAAAGUUUGACUGGUUUGCUAUAUGCCGUGUUGUCAUACAAUGAGUUGGAAGGUCCAAUCCCUCAUAAUAAAGCUUUUAUCAAUGCCUCCUUGGAGGGAAAUAAAGGUCUCUGUGGCAAUGUAACAGGACUCUAGCCUUGCGAAAGGCCAUCUUCUGUAGUGAAUAAGCAGUCAGUGGCGAAGAGACGUAAACUCAUCCUCAUCACUGUACUUCCUGUUAUGGGAGCACUAGUACUACUCUGUGCUUUCAUUGGUGUUCUCUUUAUGUGUGAUAAAAGAAGGAAAGUUAGAGACGUUGAAAGACGUGAUGAUGGUUGGAUUUCGAUAUCCAUGUUAGAUGGAAAGGCAUUGUACAGAGAUAUCUUAAACACCACACAGGAUUUUGAUGCUACAUUUUGCAUCGGGCAAGGAGGGCAUGGUAGCGUUUACAAGGUAAACCUUCCACCAUUAGGGAAUAUAGCUGUGAAGAGACUUCAUUCUUCAUUUGAGAAUAAACAUCCCAAAAGCUUUAUGAAUGAAGUAAGGGCAUUGAUUGGGAUUAAGCACCGGAACAUCGUGAACCUCUACGACUAUUGUUCGAAUGCACAAAACUCGUUGUUGGUUUACGAGUAUGUGGAGAGGGGGAGUUUGUCUAGUAUUUUGAGCAAUGAAGCUGAGUCCAAGAAAUUGGAUUGGCUUAAAAGGAUGAAUAUCAUCAAAGGUGUUGCUUAUGCUUUAUCUUACUUGCACCAGGAUUGUUCACAAUCGAUUGUUCAUCGAGACAUAUCAAGCAGUAACGUUUUGCUUGAUUCUGAGUAUGAAGCUCGUGUUUCAGAUUUUGGCAUAGCUAAGCUCCUCAAGCCAGACUCAUCCAAUUGCACUACAUUUGCAGGCACGUAUGGCUAUGUUGAACCUGGUAAGGUCUAACUUUAUUUAUUAUCCUUGUUUUGAAACUUUAUGAACUAUAGCCAAACACACUCUACAUUGUUUUUAUCUCAUUUACAAGUUUAAAUUGUUAUAACUUUUGGAAAUGGUUUUGUUUCAGAGCUUGCAUAUACAAUGAGAGUUACACAAAUGUGUGAUGUCUAUAGCUUUGGAGUAUUAGUAUUGGAGAUAAUCAAAGGAAAGCAUCUUGGGGAAUACAUUACUGUGCUAGCAAAUUCAUCGACUAGAGAUCAUGCGCAACUUAGUGAUUUGCAAGACGAACGCCUUCCAUAUCCUGAAGAUAGAGUAAAAGAGGUUUUGUUUUUUUAUCAUCAAGCUAGCAAGUUCUUGUUUGCUUGAAACUCCAAAAUCAAGGCCAACAAUGCACUUCAUCUCUAAUAGGUUAUCAUCAAUGAAUCCACGUCCACCUACUCAUGCAAGGCGAUCUAUAUAAUUCCCUGAUAUGUGAGGUGUCUUUGUAUGAAAAUGAAUAAACUUUGAAACCAAGUAGUUGUGAAGUAAUUUAUUUUGAUGAUAGUAUGAUACGUUCCAUGCCAAAAUUAUUACUGGGACUAGUAUUGUCGUAUCGUCAGGGUGCUUAUCUAGUUUAUUGUAUUGAGUGUAUAAUGUAGAAGGUAAUUUUUCCUUGUGCCAAAAACUAAUGAAAACAAGCUUCAUGUU